This is a messenger RNA of Bradysia coprophila, 2403 nucleotides long. RefSeq names its product ecto-NOX disulfide-thiol exchanger 2. Gene Ontology annotation, molecular function: RNA binding; oxidoreductase activity. Gene Ontology annotation, cellular component: external side of plasma membrane; plasma membrane. NCBI's taxonomy places the organism in Eukaryota, Metazoa, Arthropoda, Insecta, Diptera, Sciaridae. The record is from RefSeq and is a predicted model, not a curated record. Gene Ontology annotation, biological process: ultradian rhythm.
ACUGCACGUAACUUGACAGCUUAGUUGCAAUGAAAAGGAGUGUAGUGAACGAAAAAUAAUUAGAAAAUAACAAAUUGAAACAAUGAUUUUAGUUAUAAAGAAGUGGUGAAAACACUUAAAAAAUGUCAUUUAGCUUUAAUAAUCAAAUCCCAGCCAUGAUGCCGAUUCUUGGCAUGACAAAUGGGACGACCAAUUUUAUUCCUCCAAUUGGAACAUCAAUGCCUCUAGCUCCAAUCACUGGAAUAAAUGAUGUGCCAUUGGAAUUUAAUUUAAAGAAAAUUAAUAAUGUCGGUGGCAGUUGUCCAAUGGAUCUGGAAGAGCGUGAUCGAAACAGGCGUUCAACCAGCACCAGUACGGAUCGAGAUCGUCACGAUGAUUCUAACAAUUCAGUGGACAGUCCCGACAAAAAUGGUCCAAUGUUAAAUAGUAAUGCAUUCGGUCAACAUCAAAGCGAUUUGUUCAACAGUCUGAUGGGGAUGCCGCAAAGUCUGAUGAUGGUUCCCGGAAUGAUGAAUAUGAAUAUGAUGGAUCCGACAAUGUUACAAUUUCCCAUGAUGGGACAAAUGUCAUCAAACGCCAUUCAUCAGCAACAGCCAUCGGACCAUCAGGGAUCGACUCCAUUGACUCCGGUGAAGGAGGUCAUUACAUGCAAAUCGUGCACACUGUUUCCACCGAAUCCAAACGCUCCACUUCCUACGACUCGUGAACGUCCGCCCGGCUGUCGAACAGUGUUCGUGGGCGGUUUACCGGAAAACAAUACUGAAGAUAUUAUCCGAGAGAUAUUCGAACGAUGCGGAGAGAUAACCACAUUGCGUUUGUCCAAAAAGAACUUUUGUCACAUUCGAUUCGUUUUCGAAGCGUCCGUCGACUCUGCCAUUUAUCUAUCCGGUUAUCGCAUACGCAUCGGUAGUAGCAGCGAUGCAACCAACUGUGGUCGAUUGCAUGUAGAUUAUGCACAAGCUAGAGACGAUCAAUACGAGUUCGAAUGCAAACAAAGGCAAUUACAGCGUGAACAACGGCAUCGCGAACGUGUCGAACGCGAUAGGUUUGUGAUAAUGCGUCCUCUGUCACCACCACCAAUUGUUCACUAUACGGACCAUGAAGCGGCUGCAAUAUCGGAGAAAUUGAAACAGGACGAUCAUUUCACGAAAGCUGUGCAGGUGCUGAUUACUUGGCUGGAGCGAGGUGAUUGUAGCAAGAAAAAUUCGAACACCUUUUAUUCGAUGAUUCAGAGUACCAAUUCACAUGUGCGAAGACUGCAGACGGAAAAGUCCACCUAUGAGGAAGAGCUACAAAAAGCCAAAGAACAUUAUCGCAAACAAAUGCAUAGCAUGACCGUCCAAUUCACUCAGAUUGAAAAAGUUUUUGGGGCAACUCGAAUGCAGAAAGUGUGGGAUCACUUCACGAAGGCCCAGCGCAAAAACAUCGAUAUGUGGAAGAAGCAGUCUUCGGAAAUACGUAAUAUGCAAUUGGAGGACUUCCAUGAUACGGACGAAAUGGAUAUGUCAGAUGAUUCGCAAGAUCUUCCCAGAAGCAAUAAACGUUUCAAGAGCGAUAACUAUUACUCACAGUACGAUACAUCCGGCAACCAUAAAUCCGACCAUGACAAUCACAAGAACGACAGCGAUUCGUUGAAGUCGAUCGGUCCGGACAGGGACAUCAAAGAAAGGCAAAUGCAAGUGCUCCAAGAGACAAUACGGAAUUUACAAACGCAACUGCUUGACAACAAGACAAAAGAAAAGGAAAACAUGUCCAAGAUUACAGAUCUGGAAACGAAGUUGAAACAAGCGAACGUGAAGGAAUUGCUGCUGAAAACGAAAAUUGUCGAAGCUUGCAAACAAACGACUAAACUCUCUGAUGGUGAUGAUAGUGAUGUUAUCGAUUUGGACGAUGAUAAAACGGAUGUUAAACAACAAACAGCCAAUGCAUCCGCAACACAGUUGAAGCCGGACAAGAAUUGCGCCGAGGAAUCGAGAAUUGGGUUGAUGGAAGCUCGGUUGAUUGGUCUGUUGUCGACAUUUCUAGUGGUUCAUCCAUUUGGUGCAAGCUUGGAUUACAUAUUUUCGUAUGUUCAGCGUGCGGCCCCGAAUCUUCGACCGAAGGAACUGGAAGAGAUUUUAAGCCGAUACGGCAGUAUAUUUAAUGAGGAAGUGUCGGGAGUUGGUGCUAAAAUUGAACGUAAAUGGAAAUUCUGUGGUUUUUAUGAUACUAAAAGUAAACAACACGAGUAAGCUUAACACAAACACAAAGAAUCAAAUUUUUUGUUUUUCGUUUUUUCCUUUUAAUUAAUUUUAUUUUUUUUGCGUUUGUAUUUAAUGUUAUUUUUAUUUAAAAUUUAGAACCAGGAACGUUGUUAACCGAAUAAACUGUGUUUUUUAUGAGUAACGUAGUCACUCUCAAAGA